This is a messenger RNA of Prunus armeniaca (apricot), 1140 nucleotides long. The record is from the annotation of a GenBank genome assembly. Lineage: Eukaryota; Viridiplantae; Streptophyta; Magnoliopsida; Rosales; Rosaceae.
AUGAGUACGCAAAUUUUGGAGAUUCAGCCCAAAGAAUUGAAAUUCUUAUUUGAAUUGAAGAAGCAAAGCUCAUGCUCAGUUGCGCUAACUAACAUGACCAACCGCCAUGUUGCUUUUAAGGUUAAAACUACAUCCCCUAAGAAAUACUGUGUGCGACCAAAUGUUGGUGUUAUCUUACCAAAAUCUACUUCUGAAUUUUCAGUUACAAUGCAAGCUCCAAGGGCAGCUCCACCUGAUAUGGAAUGCAGAGAUAAGUUCUUAAUCCAAAGCACAAUUGUUUCUUCUGGGACAACUGAUGAGGAUAUUACAGCUAGCAUGUUUGCUAAAGAUGAUGGCAAGUACAUUGAAGAGAAAAAGCUAAGAGUAACUCUUAUUAGCCCACCCAACUCACCAAUGCUGUCACCAAUCAAGGUAGACUUGAAGCAGGGGCUGGGGCAUGAAGCUUUGAAUGAUCAAGUAUUUGGUGGGGUUGCAAUACUCCCUCAACAGAACAUGGUUACAAAGGAUGCAAAGUUCACAUCUGUUAAUAGCAAGGAGUCCAAGCCAAUAACGGAUGCUGAGUUGAAACCAGCAAAGGAUGUGGAGUUGAAACCAGCAAAGGGUGUGGAGUUGAAACCAGCAAAGGUUGUGGAGUUGAAACCAGCAAGGGAUGUUGAGUUGAAACCAGCAAAAGAUGUGGAGUUGAGACCAGCAAGGGAUGUUGAGUUGAAACCAGCAAAAGAUGUGGAGUUGAGACCAGAAAAAGAUGUGGAGUUGAGACCAGCAAAAGAUGUGGAGUUGAAAACAACACAGGAUGUGGAGUUGAAACCAUCAAAGGCUGUGGAGUUGAAACUAGCAAGAGAUGUGGAGUUGAAUGCAGAAAAGAUUGUGGAAGACUUGAAGUUGGUUAAAGAUAUUCAGGAGAUAAAAUCGAAGCUAAAUGAACUUGAAUUAAAGCUGAGCCAGGCUGAAGUUACUAUUUUAAAGCUGACAGAGGAGAGGAGUUCAAGCAUUCAGGAGAGGAAAAAAUUACAGGAGCAAUUAGCACAACUGAACCAAAGGGGGGUGAGUGUGAAAAGAGUCCAAGUUGGGUUUCCUCUACUAUAUGUUUGUAUGGUGGGGCUUAUCAGUGUUGCUCUUGGAUACUGUCUUCAUCCUUGA